UGUACAGCUCGUAGCUUGUUGCUCACUCAGUGAGUUACUCAGAAUCCCAUACUCGUUAGAGAAAAUCCCCGCCAUGAGAGCAUAAGCAAUGCAUUCGAGGAUAGGGUUUGUCUUGGCGUACACCAGAAGAACCUCAUCUUCACUGUUCUCCGCUAUUUUGCCGUACGCUGCUACCCACGAAUUACGAGUAGUUGGUUCACGUUUCUGCCGGCGAGCCUUACUUUCAGGCGACAGUGCAAACUUAAGCGGCUUCCAUUUGGCCGUAUCCUGGCAUUGGGAACGCCAAUUUAGUAGCUACGCGUUUGAGCAGUUCUCCGAUGAUGAAUACGAAUGCGACUUUGAGACUCAUCCUGCAUCAUCAUCCGUGGCCAAUAUUGAUGAGUGGAAAUGGAAGCUAAGCUUACUCUUGGGCAGUGAGGACCACGAAGUUGUAUCCAGAGAUAAAAGGGAUAGACGCGACUAUGAACAAAUUUCUAAUCUUGCCAAAAGGAUGGGCCUCUACAGUGAAAUUUAUGGUAAGGUAGUGGUCAUAAGCAAAAUUCCUCUCCCCAACUAUAGACCAGAUCUUGAUGACAAGCGGCCCCAAAGGGAGGUUGUCAUACCACUAAGUUUACAAAGGAGAGUGGAAGGCUUGCUUCAGGAACAUCUGGACAGAAUCCAGCUUUCUGGGAAGUCGGGUAUUAUAUCUAGUGAAACUGAAGCAACAGAUAAGGUUGAAAGUGUAACUAUGGAUGAAAAUCUGGAUUCUUUCUUAGAUGACUCUGUCAUGGAAAAGGUUCUUCAAAGGCGAAGCUUGCGCAUGCGCAAUUUGCAGAGAACAUGGCAGGAGUCACCCGAAGGGAAAGAAAUGAUGGGUAUCCGAGAAUCACUUCCAUCAUGUAAGGAAAAAGAAAGGUUGCUUCAAGCAAUUGCUCGCAAUCAGGUUGUGGUCAUUUCUGGUGAAACCGGAUGCGGUAAGACUACCCAACUCCCUCAGUACAUUUUGGAAUCUGAAAUUGAAUCUGGUCGUGGUGCAUUCUGUAGCAUAAUUUGUACGCAGCCUCGAAGAAUAUCUGCAAUGGCAGUUGCAGAGAGAGUGGCUACGGAGAGGGGUGAACUUCUUGGAGAAUCAGUUGGUUAUAAAGUGCGAUUGGAGGGGGUGAAAGGAAAAAAUACACAUCUUCUCUUUUGCACUAGUGGUAUUUUGCUACGAAGGCUUUUAAGUGACCGCAAUCUUGAUGGUAUUACCCAUGUCUUUGUUGAUGAGAUUCAUGAGCGUGGUAUGAAUGAAGAUUUUUUACUGAUUGUGUUGAAGGACCUUCUUGCUCGGCGUCGAGAUUUGAGACUGAUUUUAAUGAGUGCUACCCUAAAUGCUGAUCUAUUUUCUAGUUAUUUUGGUGGAGCACCUACUAUUCACAUUCCAGGCUUUACGUACCCUGUAAGAGUACAUUUCCUUGAAGAUGUAUUGGAAGUGACCGGGUAUAAGCUGACAUCAUUCAACCAAAUUGAUGACUACGGCCAAGAUAAGAUGUGGAAAACACAAAAACAGCUAGCGCCCCGGAAAAAGAAAAACCAGAUUACUGGGCUUGUUGAGGAUGCACUAAACCGAUCGAACUUUGAAAGCUAUAGUGCGAGGGCACGGGAUUCCCUGGCAUCCUGGUCUCCUGAGUCUGUAGGAUUCAAUCUUAUUGAGGCUGUCUUAUGUCAUAUAUGUCGUAAGGAAAGACCAGGAGCUGUUUUAGUAUUUAUGACUGGGUGGGAAGAUAUUAGCUGUUUGAGGGGACAGCUUAAGGCUCAUCCUCUAUUGGGAGACCCCAAUAGGGUGUUGGUGCUUACAUGUCACGGUUCAAUGGCAACUUCAGAGCAGAAACUCAUAUUUGAGAGGCCUCCUCAAAAUGUUCGGAAAAUUGUACUUGCUACGAAUAUGGCUGAGGCAAGUAUUACUAUCAAUGAUGUAGUGUUCGUAGUUGAUUGUGGAAAAGCAAAGGAGACAACUUAUGAUGCACUGAAUAAUACUCCUUGCUUACUACCUUCGUGGAUAUCUCAAGCCUCUGCUAGACAGAGAAGAGGCAGGGCUGGUCGUGUGCAGCCUGGUGAGUGCUACCACUUAUAUCCACAUUGUGUUUAUGAAGCUUUUGCCGAGUAUCAAUUACCUGAACUUCUAAGAACUCCUCUAAAUUCACUUUGUCUGCAAAUAAAGAGUUUACAAGUUGGAAAUAUUACUGAAUUUUUGUCCGCGGCUCUUCAACCACCAGAGGCAUUGGCUGUGCAAAAUGCUAUUGACUUUUUGAAGAUGAUUGGGGCAUUAGAUGAACAUGAAAAUCUUACGCAUCUCGGUAAAUAUUUGUCAGUGCUUCCAGUCGAUCCUAAGCUCGGAAAAAUGCUAGUUAUGGGUGCUAUUUUCUGUUGCUUCGACCCCAUAUUGACCAUUGUUGCUGGCCUCAGCGUGAGGGAUCCUUUUCUGUUGCCUCAGGAUAAGAAGGACUUAGCUGGGACAGCAAAGUCUAGGUUCUCAGCAAAGGACUAUAGUGAUCACAUGGCUCUUGUCCGUGCUUAUGAAGGAUGGAAAGAUGCUGAAAGAGAAGGAUCUGCAUAUGAAUAUUGCUGGAGAAACUUCCUUUCUGCUCAAACACUUCAAGCCAUUCAUUCCCUUCGCAAGCAGUUUUCCUUCAUCCUGAAAGAUGCCAGACUGCUUGAAGAAGAAACUGCAGCUAAUAAUAAGCUAAGUCACAACCAAUCAUUAGUCCGUGCUGUCAUAUGCUCUGGUUUAUAUCCUGGAAUUGCUUCUGUAGUUCACAGAGAGACGUCAAUGUCUUUCAAGACAAUGGAUGAUGGUCAAGUUUUACUUUAUGCUAACUCUGUGAAUGCACGCUAUCAAACAAUUCCAUACCCAUGGUUAGUGUUUGGUGAAAAGGUGAAGGUCAAUACUGUCUUCAUACGCGAUUCUACUGGAGUGUCUGAUUCUAUAUUGAUCCUUUUUGGGGGUAAUCUUAACUUUGGCACUACGGCUGGUCACUUGAAAAUGUUGGAUGGUUAUCUAGAAUUCUUCAUGGAUCCCAGCUUGGCUGCAUGUUACAUGAACCUCAAAGAGCAGCUUGAUGAGCUUUUGCAAAAGAAGCUUGAGGAUCCAGACAAGGACAUGCACAAGGAAGGUAGAUACCUCAUGCUUGCUGUUCAGGAACUGGUAUCAAGUGAUCAAUGUGAAGGACGGUUUGUUUUUGGCCGGGAGAGCAAGAAGCCCAAGGAGUCCAGUAAUGAUGACAGGUUUACAAGGGAUGGGACAAACCCCAAAAGCUUAUUGCAAACUCUCCUGAUGAGAGCGGGCCACCAUCCUCCAAAGUAUAAAACAAAGCAUCUCAAGACAAAUGAGUUUAGGGCACUUGUGGAGUUCAAAGGAAUGCAGUUUGUGGGAAAACCAAAGAGAAACAAAGUUCUGGCUGAGAAGGAUGCUGCAAUUGAGGCAUUGGCAUGGUUAACUCACACUAAUGAUAAAAACGUCGAAGACAAUAACUCCCCACCUGACGUUACUGACAACAUGCUGAAACUUCUUUGUAAGCGACGGAGGUCAAAGAGACGCUGAGGAUGACAUGUCUGUUAUUAUCAUGCAGAAUGGCUGAUAUACCCCCAGAUGCAUUAUACCUUGUGAGUUGUGAUAACCAGUGAUUGACAUGGCGCUCCCAGAUGUCUGACCGGUUACGAAGGCCAAUCACUCGAGAUGGAUAGAUGGAUAUACUUAGAUCUUCAUGAGUAAUAGAACAGAGCUUGAUGACUUUACAAGCGUUUUGAUAUACCUUAGGAAUUAUUUAUUCAUUUCUACAAUUGUAUAUGAGAUCUGGAAUGUAGACAUGUACAAGCAUUUUGAUAUUUUCCCAGCAGUAAUUGCACCUUAUUCAAUAGAACUCAGCUAGGCUACAUUCUUUUUUUCUCUUUCAUUUGGAAUCACGAUAAUACGAUAUAUAUACGUAAAGC
Cuscuta europaea is the source of this 3948-nucleotide messenger RNA. Lineage: Eukaryota; Viridiplantae; Streptophyta; Magnoliopsida; Solanales; Convolvulaceae. The record is from the annotation of a GenBank genome assembly.